AUGCUAAUAUUUGCAUUGCUACCAAAUAAAACUGAAACCACAUAUGUUAAUUUCUACAACGCAUUAAAAACAUUGAACGAAUCAUUAAAUCCAAAAUCAAUUAUGGUUGAUUUUGAAAAAGCUGCGAUUAAUGCGAUUCAAAGUGUUUUUACCAACACAUCAGUUCGUGGGUGCUUUUUUCAUCUAUCGCAAAGCAUUUGGAGACGCUUGCAAAAUUUAGGAUUCCAAAAAAGGUACAUGGAAGACUCGGAAUUUGCUUUGCAAAUUAGAAUGAUGGCAGCACUUAGUUUUGUACCAGAACAGGAUGUAGAAAAUGCCUGGAAUGAACUACUGGACUCAGAAUUUUAUUCACUGAACGAAGAAAUAUUAACACCUUUAACAAAUUAUUUUGAAGAUACGUGGAUUGGACGUCUUGAUCGAAGAAAUCGAAGGAAACCAGCAUUAUUUACAAAUGGUAAAGCACCAGGUGUAGAUGAAAUAGUAUCAGAAUGUUUAAAAAAGGGUGGACCAUGCUUACUAGACCAACUUCUUAAAUUAAUAAACAUAAUAUGGGAACAAGAGGAAAUACCCGAAUCGUGGUGA
Messenger RNA from Metopolophium dirhodum (rose-grain aphid), 582 nucleotides. RefSeq lists its product as uncharacterized. Lineage: Eukaryota; Metazoa; Arthropoda; Insecta; Hemiptera; Aphididae. Bases 1 to 582 code for a protein of 193 amino acids. The transcript has 3 exons. The record is from RefSeq and is a predicted model, not a curated record.